AUGUCUUGCUACGACCUGUGUCCACCCACCUCCUGUGGCCCAACCCCGCUUGCCAACAGCUGCAACGAGCCCUGCGUCAGGCAGUGCCAGGACUCCCGCGUGGUGAUCCAGCCCUCUCCCGUGGUGGUGACCCUGCCCGGACCCAUCCUCAGCUCCUUCCCCCAGAACACCGCCGUGGGAUCCAGCACCUCCGCUGCUGUGGGCAGCAUCCUGAGUGAGGAGGGAGUGCCCAUCUCCUCCGGCAGCUCCUUGGGGUUUGGGAGCUUUGGCAGUGGGUACAGUCGACCCUACCAUCGCUAUAACACCUACCACAGUGGCUUCUAG
Falco peregrinus (peregrine falcon) is the source of this 324-nucleotide messenger RNA. RefSeq names its product feather keratin 4-like. The transcript has a single exon. The coding region runs from base 1 to 324 and encodes 107 amino acids. Gene Ontology annotation, molecular function: structural constituent of cytoskeleton. NCBI's taxonomy places the organism in Eukaryota, Metazoa, Chordata, Aves, Falconiformes, Falconidae. Gene Ontology annotation, cellular component: intermediate filament. The record is from RefSeq and is a predicted model, not a curated record.